Molecule: messenger RNA, 2184 nt
Organism: Colossoma macropomum (tambaqui)
Lineage: Eukaryota; Metazoa; Chordata; Actinopteri; Characiformes; Serrasalmidae
Product: B-cell receptor CD22-like
Exons: 14
Coding region: 1-2184 (727 amino acids)
Source: RefSeq, a predicted model, not a curated record
AUGCAUGCCCUCAGUUCUGCUGCCCACCAUGCCCUUGACACCAAUGAGGGUGCGGAUCCUUCCCCGCUGGCCUAUACUGACUCCACUGGACUGCCUUGGACCCUGAAAAUUACCAUUUAUGAUGCAAUUUGUGUACGGCCAGUCUCAGGAGACGCCCAGGACAAAGUGACUGUUGGCCAUCAGGCCGUUGGUGUGCAGUGCAGGCAGACCUUCUUCCAUAGAGUUGUUGCUCAGUAUGUGUGGAGUGUGAAUUACAACUCUAAAUCUAUCUGUGCUCUAAAGGGGUCUACAGUGACCAUGGAAUGUACUUACAAAUAUCCAAGAGGUCUUUCAGUCCAAAAAGCUUUCUGGACCAAAUACUGGAUUAGAGGUGCAGAACCACCUGAUCUUUUAGCUGAUCCAGAGUACAGAGGCAGAGUUCAGUACCUCGGAGAUAAAUUCAGCUACUGCACUCUCAGACUGAGUGAUGUGAGGGAAAAGGACCAAAGUAAAUACUACUUUAGAUUCAUAACACGCACAUCUGGAGGAAAGUAUCAAGGUGAAGAUGGAGUUGAUCUUUCAGUCACAGAUCUCCAGGUGGAGGUUCCUGAGAGAGUGAUAGAGGGAGAUAAAAUCACUCUCACAUGUAAAACCACCUGCAGACUUACAGUCAGACCAACAUUCACCUGGUACAGAAAUGGACAUCAUUUAUCCUCCAGUACUGACCAGCUCCACCUGCAGCCAGUCAGCAGGGAGGAUGCAGGCAGGUAUCACUGUGCUGUAUGGAGUCAGAACCUUCGCUCUCCUGAGGUCACUCUUAAUGUCAGAUGUAAAUGGACCAAGGAGUGUCUCAGGUCCAUCAGUCCCUCUGGUGAAAUAGUGGAGGGCAGUUCAGUGACUCUGACCUGCAGCAGUGAUGCAAACCCACCUGUGGAAUAUAACUGGUUUAAAGGAGCAGCAUUAGUAGCAAAAGGAGAGACUUACACAAUGAACAAGAUCAGCUCUGUGGACAGUGGAGAAUACAAGUGCAGAUCCAGUAAUGGCUACAUAGAGAAACAAUCUGAAGCUCUAACACUGAGUGUUUUGUAUCCUCCAAAGAGCAUCUCAGUGUCCAUCAGUCCCUCUGGUGAAAUAGUGGAGGGCAAUUCAGUGAAUCUGACCUGCAGCAGUGAUGCAAACCCACCAGUGCAGAACUACACCUGGUUUAAAAGAACAUCAUUAGUAGCAAAAGGAGAGACUUACACAGUGAACAACAUCAGCUCUGUGGACAGUGGAGAAUACAAGUGCAGAUCCAGUAAUGAACAUGGAGAGAAAUACUCUGAAGCUGUAACUCUGAAUGUUUUGUAUCCUCCAAGAAGUGUCUCAGUGUCCAUCAGUCCCUCUGGUGAAAUAGGGGAGGGCAGUUCAGUGAAUCUGACCUGCAGCAGUGAUGCAAACCCACCUGUGCAGAACUACACCUGGUUUAAAGAAGGUGGAAGCUCACCUGUAGGAUCUGGACAAAAUUACAGCUUUACCUUUGUCUCUAAAAGCAGUGGAUACUACUGUGUGGCUCAGAAUAAAUACGGGUCUCAAAAAUCAGCUGCUUUGCCAGACACUUUAAAAGCAGAACGCUCCAUAAUUCUGAAAAAGAAGAAGAGAACGAUGGAGGAAGAUGACUACCAGAAUGUUGACCCCAAUGCCAAGGACGACACGUACACAGCUCUUGAUCUCAUGUCCAGGUCCUGUGAUGUGUACGGCACACUUGCAGCUCCCCCUCAAGGUGUAGGCAAGCAAGAAGGGCGUACCACUUACUGCUGCAGCACGAAUGCAGAGGUGGGCAUUGUUUUUAGGAGGACACAGAUUGAGAAUCUUCCUGUUACAGCAGAGAUGAUCAGAAAUCACACCCGAAGAGAUCCCACGCUGUCUCAGGUGUACGUGGCCACACUUAAUGGCUGGACAGCACGACAGAAAUCACAUUUCGUUGCACCUGGAGUCCUACAGAGACAACACAUUGAUCAGCUGAGGAUACAGAUGCCCAUCAGUAAAAAGUCAUCUGAGGUGUUCAUAGCGCCUCCUGCUGUUCCAGAGCUGUCUACUCCUGAGGAGUCACACACUCCAGCAACAGAGUGCACUCAGCUGGAUGCGCGUGCACAUGUGAAUGCGCCGCUGCGAGGACACAAGUGCACAAACAGAGCGAGGAAAGCGCUCUUCGGCAGAGCGCACUAA